This is a messenger RNA of Brassica napus (rape), 848 nucleotides long. RefSeq lists its product as uncharacterized. Lineage: Eukaryota; Viridiplantae; Streptophyta; Magnoliopsida; Brassicales; Brassicaceae. The record is from RefSeq and is a predicted model, not a curated record. The coding region runs from base 179 to 745 and encodes 188 amino acids. The transcript has 4 exons.
UAAAAUCUAUCCGGGCUUUUAGUCGACUAAAUAAAAGAAUAGCCCUAGAAGCCCUAGGGCAUCCUUCUAAUUCCCUCUAUUUGGCCGAAGAUCCACCGCUAGCUGUGAAAGAUUGGAGUUGCAGGAAUCUGAGAGACCGUGGUCCCUUGAGUGUCCUCCUCCAGUUGCUCCGGGAACCAUGUCCUCCAGUACAGAUCAUCUUGUUGCCACGUUUUGGGACUGGAACACGUGCUCAUGCCCAAUUGAGUCUGAGGCCUCUGCUAGAACUCUAAUCUCCAACAUUGAAAGCGGUUUAGGCCAGGUUCCCCAUGGCCAUGAGUAUCGCAUCUGCAGAAAUAACAGAUUUCUUUGUGGGGAUAUAACUGCAAUUGAAAGGAGCCUUCUCGUAGACCAACGUUUCGAUUGUUACUAUGCUCCCAGAAGAAAUCCGUUUUGCGGUGAACAUGCUCAUCUUCUGCCUGAUCAGAAAAGACUUGCCGCUGAGCUCGGUUUAGAGUCAUUGUUGGUACAUUAUGCUGACGUUCACCGAGAUUCCGGACCAUGGAAUAUACUCUUAAUUACAGGUGAUUCAAGUUUUGCAACUUCAAUGGAUUAUCUUUACUACUCCGGAUACACCAUUUUCUUAGCGAAGCCAAGUGAUGCAGCUGAUAGUUUUGAACAGCACUCCAACUAUGCAUGGGAUUGGACACCCUUGCAUACUAGUGCAGCUACUCAACCGAUUCAUGUUCAUCCUCCGUCUCCUUAAGCGUCGUUCUCAUUGUGCAUGUUGAUUUAUUUAAAAAUAUUUGAUGUAGAAUAUUUGACUAGCUCUUUGUUUGUCGUAUGAAUCAUGAGUAUUUUGGACACCA